AUGUUCUGCAAAGGCAUACACGUGCGUACCUUUAAUAGGUAUUGUACCUCAGCUGCCAGCUGUAAGAAAAAACAGAAAGACUGUUUUGCAACCACCAUUGGCACUACAAAACAUUUCAAAGCUUCCAGGUUUGGCUGGUUUUUUGAGUCAUGCCCUGGCUGCAGAGCUUCUAACAAGUCACAAGGUGAAACUUUUGAAUGUGCAUGCGGAAUUACCAAUGUCGAACCCGUAACCAAAUUCAAAGUUGAAGUUGAGCUUGAGUAUGAUAACUACAAUGGUACCUUUGUUUUUUGGGACAAGGACGUUAUCCCUUACACGAAAUUGAGUGCAAAGGAGUUAAGAGAAGUUAUGAAGCAGGCUGGUGAAGAUAACCCAAAGAUUUGGCCUGUUCACCUUGAUGUGUUGUUGAACAAACAAAUGGUUUUCCGUGUCAAAUAUCAAUCGAGUUUCGAGCAAUUCUCUAUCGUCACAAUACUUAACGAGGACAACCUUUUCAACACUUUUGACAGCCACCUCUGCCCAAAUGAGGUUUUAUAUGAACUUAUAUAAUUGAACACUUAAACUUAAAUGUUUGGCAUAAACCUCAAUUUUAAGUAAGUCUUAUUUUUUACAGCUUACUUCAAAUGUUGCUGUUAUGGAUAAUGAAGCCAACACUCCUACUGAUCAUCCAAUUCAACCAAUUGUUACACAGUCUGAAGAACUAGAGCUAACUGCACAACCAUCCUUGGUUGCAAACCGUUCAGGGAGCCCAACUGCAAGCUCUAGCUCCACUCCUGCCAAGCGUGUUGCUGCAUCAACCAGUGUAACUGAACCCAUUCUGGCUGAAGAACUGACCCCUAAGCAAUCUGCUACGAAGGCCAAGUCUGGGAAGAAAAUCAAACAUAUCAAGAAGGAGUAAUU
Molecule: messenger RNA, 900 nt
Organism: Vicia villosa (hairy vetch)
Lineage: Eukaryota; Viridiplantae; Streptophyta; Magnoliopsida; Fabales; Fabaceae
Exons: 5
Coding region: 1-549 (182 amino acids)
Source: RefSeq, a predicted model, not a curated record